AUGUGUGGGAUUUUCUUCUCGUUGAGCUCAUCAUGCCUGACACCGCCAACACAGGAUACUUGCAAUCUGCUUAAACAGCGAGGCCCAGACAGUUAUAAGACUCACACGUUGCAGAAAGAUAUCGAGGCUCAGGUUGGAUCAGCUUCACCCCUUUCUUAUUACCUUAGCUUCACAUCGACAGUCCUUUCCUUGAGAGGUAACCAUGUGUACACUCAACCACUUGUAGACCCCGCAACCCAGUCUGUGCUCUGCUGGAACGGAGAGGCCUGGAAGAUCAGCGGGGAACGCGUCGAAGGCAACGAUACCGAGCGUGUGUUCAACUUAUUUCUGCAGGCAGCUCAAUGUGAAUCUAGUGAUGCUGUCGAACGAAUGAACAAAGCCAUUGAAAGUCUUCUUGGGCCAUUCGCCUUUGUGUUCUACGAUGCGGUUCACUCAAGAGUCUUCUACAGCAGGGAUUGUCUUGGGAGAAGAUCCCUUCUCGAGGGAUUCGAUGAACAGGGCAACCUGAAGAUCUGCAGCAUUUGCGAUAGCUCAUCAAUUUCCUGCUUCAAGGAGGUGGGUACAGAAGGCGUUCAUAUGAUUAAUCUCGAACGCCCUCAAGAUCCUUCGGCUUCUCCUAGAAAGCUAUUCCAGAUACAGACCUUGCCGUGGAGUUCAGAUGCUUCACUACCGGCAGGUCAUAUUGAAACCAAUUCCCCCAAUGAACACAACUCUGCCAGCAGAGCAGCCCCCUGCACUGACAACAGACUCCCCUUUUUUGUCGAGGAGCUUGAGUCAAGGCUACGCCAGUCCCUGGAACUGAGGAUACAGAAUGUGCCAGAGCCGCCAAAUCACCUUCCAGGCAAGACAGCGAAAUUGGCAGUUCUCUUCUCUGGUGGCUUAGACUGUACACUCCUUGCAAGACUCUCUCACGACAUCAUUCCUCUCGAAGAACCAAUUGACUUGCUCAAUGUGGCCUUUGAAAACCCAAGGGUGGCAGCAGCAGCAGCAAAAGCCAACCGACAAAACUCAUCAUCGCCAUCACUCUCAAUAUAUGAAAACUGUCCAGACCGAAUGACCGGCCGUUCGGCACAUAUCGAACUCCAAAAGUCGUGUCCUGGACGCACCUGGCGAUUCAUUGCCAUCGAUAUACCCUAUUCUGAAACCCUCGCACACCGUGAGCAAGUCAAGCGUCUAAUGAGACCACACAACACUGAAAUGGACCAAUCUAUCGCAUGUGCCUUGUACUUCGCAUCUCGUGGAGAAGGAACAUGCCAAACCAGCUCAACUGACCCGCAAGCACAACCAUCACCUUACACAACUUCCGCUCGCGUCCUGCUCUCAGGUCUCGGUGCAGAUGAGCUCUUCGCCGGCUACGGCCGUCAUGGCGUUGCAUUCAAUCGUGGUGGAUUCCAAGACCUCAUCUCGGAGAUAAACCUUGAUGUCAGCCGUCUGGGCUCGCGGAACCUCGGCCGCGAUGAUCGCGUCCUUUCCCACUGGGGCCGAGAAACUCGAUUCCCGUACCUGGAUGAGGAGUUUGUGGCGUGGGUGUCGCAGGCCCCGGUGUGGGUCAAAUGCGGAUUUGGGCUUCCUAAGACUGAUGUUACGGCUGAUAUUGAUUCUGAGAAACUGGCCUUGCGACUUGUUGCCCUUCGGCUGGGCUUGUCCAAAGUCUCUCGUGAGAAGAAACGGGCCAUUCAGUUUGGGGCUAGGACCGCGAAGAUGGAGACGGGCAGGUCGAAAGGCACGGAUGCCUUGAGCUGA
This is a messenger RNA of Penicillium nucicola, 1743 nucleotides long. RefSeq names its product asparagine synthetase domain-containing protein. Bases 1 to 1743 code for a protein of 580 amino acids. The record is from RefSeq and is a predicted model, not a curated record. Gene Ontology annotation, molecular function: asparagine synthase (glutamine-hydrolyzing) activity. The transcript has 2 exons. Lineage: Eukaryota; Fungi; Ascomycota; Eurotiomycetes; Eurotiales; Aspergillaceae.